AUGUUGUAGGUUAGUUUCGAAACUGGUUUGGAACUUCCUGAGUAUGACGUCACUCAGGUGUAGAUAUUUUGCGAGUACACACCUUAUUUCGGAUACUUCCUCAAAUUCGGAAUCCAACUGAAUUUAUUUGUUUGUUAAAGCUACAAUUAUAAAUGACAAUGGCACAGCGUCCGUUCAAAAAAGAAGAGCUUCAAGAGGCUUUCACAAUGAAUUGCUCCUCUGACAACACCAUUCCACCAAGCAAACUUGGCGUUGUCAUACGAUCCAUUGGACGUGCCCCCACUGAAGCUCAGCUAGAAUCAUUGUGUAGUGAAUUUAGAAAUAAAGGAAUUAAUGCUCUAACACUUGCGCAGGUAGAUGCUAUAAUUACUAAGUAUGGUUUCAGCCCAGAGUCUCCUGAUGCCUUAAGAGAUGCAUUCAGAAUUUUUGACAAGGAUGGCAACGGUUUGAUCAAUGCCAGUGAAAUUCGUCACAUUUUGUGCAACCUUGGUGAGAAGUUGACUGAUGAGGAGGUGGAUGAGAUGAUUAGAGAAGCUGAUCUGACUGGAGAUGGCCAGAUCAAUUUUGAGGAAUUUGUCAGGAUCCUGGACGCAGGAUUGUAAAUCUCUCAAGCCUCCCACAUCUUCUAACAUUCCAUCAUCAACAACGAUGCAGCUUUUCCUGUCUCUCAGACUGCCAUGAUUUAUUUGUAGCCAGUGGUCAUUGUUUUGUACUAGUGCAUCACAGGAAUCAUAGUUUUUAUAUUCAUUUUUCAUCUCAUUAAUUAAGCUUGUACAAUGUAAUUUACCAGACUUUAUUUCAAUGACAGAGGGCAAGAAAACUUAAAAUUAUUUAAUCUGUUUGUGAGGGUUAACUUUUUUUACGUAAAAUCUUUUAUGUACAACAAAAUAAGGUUUGAUGUGUUGUUUUUUUAAAAUAUUUAUUCAAUUCUGUAAAUGCAUGGAGUUUUAUUACUACAUAAAAAUAAUUUAUUGUAUCAACACAUUGAAUAAACUAGCACAUACAUUCUUUUUUAGCUGCAUAAGAACAGUUUCCAAUAUAAAUUAAUUCACCAGCUUAUUAUUCAGUGUUUUAAUUAUAUUUAUAGAUCAUAUUUAUACUUGUUUAAAGGAAAUGUUCUACCCAUCCAAAAGUGAUACAUGCUGAAAAUGUUAUUGUAUGAGCAACAUAGCUAAUGUUUCUGUGAUUUACUUUUACGUGGAAGAACUAACAAAUCCAGUUGUAUGACUUACAUAAUUAUAUCACAGUUCAUUAUUUAUCAAUGCUUAAGUUGUAUCAAUUGUGUUCUAAUCAUUUCAGGAAUUAUUUCGCUUCUGCUGUUGUGAAUAACUCUCCAGCUGACUUUCUUGUUUUUAAUGUACCUGAGUGGUUUUAAUUCUGUUUUUCAGAAUUUUUGCUGAUUUGAUGUUUUUUAAGAUACAGGUCUAUAACAAACAAUAUAUGCAUAUUAUUUGGUUGGUGGGGUUUUUUUUAGUAACAAAAUUAAAGUCCAUAUACUUUUAUGUUUUUUGUUAAAUUUCAAAUGUUAGAUGCAUUUAAUUUUCAUUUAAUAUACCACCGAAUAUUCUUAGAAAAGAAAAGGAACAUUUAUUUCUAACAAAAAUUGUCAUUCUGUACUUUUAAUACUAAGGACUACAAUUAUGUCAGAAAACAAAUAUUUAUUUAGUUAUUAUAUGUAAUCUGUUAUGUAACACUAUUAUUGUUGCUGCUAAGAAUAAGACAAAAUUUAUAAACAUUGUAAGCCUAAAUAAAGGUAUUGUUCUAAAACGA
Physella acuta is the source of this 1770-nucleotide messenger RNA. RefSeq lists its product as uncharacterized. Lineage: Eukaryota; Metazoa; Mollusca; Gastropoda; Physidae. The record is from RefSeq and is a predicted model, not a curated record. Gene Ontology annotation, molecular function: calcium ion binding. Gene Ontology annotation, cellular component: myosin II complex.